This is a messenger RNA of Drosophila nasuta, 1281 nucleotides long. RefSeq lists its product as uncharacterized. The transcript has 2 exons. The coding region runs from base 1 to 1281 and encodes 426 amino acids. The record is from RefSeq and is a predicted model, not a curated record. NCBI's taxonomy places the organism in Eukaryota, Metazoa, Arthropoda, Insecta, Diptera, Drosophilidae.
AUGGCAUCGAUGCGUACGCACUUUCGUGCCACAAAGGGCUUCUGUUUGUGCCACUUGCUGUGCGUGUGGCGCAUCACGGGUAAACUCUGCACCUAUUUGGGUUAUUAUCACGCAAGCUAUGUGCCACAACGCUGUAGUUUUGUGCUCGACGAUCAGCUCUAUGUGCAACUGAUGGCGAUUGUCAAUGGCUUCUGCAUACUCGGUUAUUGGUGGUUCGCACAGCGUUGGAUCUACGAUCAGUUGUUGCUGUUGUUGUAUGCACCACUUUACAUCUACUUCUUUCAGCUGAGACAACACAUCGCUCAGCUGCUCAACGAGUGUGCGAAGAUUCAUCAAAGAUUUCAAGCUUUACUCGGAUCUUGGUUAUGCGUCUCGUUGCGCAAAGGAUCUGUGUUGACUCUGUUGCUGCCGCUGGAAUUGUUGCUGCUGCUCGUGUGGCAAUAUCACAUGUACUACGGCUAUCAGUUCUGCUUUCUGGCCGGACUCAGCUUCAUCUAUCUGCUGCAGUUGGUCUGGCUGGGCAACUAUCUCAUCUGGCUGGCGAGCAUCUAUCGAGCGUUGAAUGAGUUUCUCUUGCAUCACAUGAGCAGCUACCGCAUGGGAACCUUGAAGGGCAUCCUUAGACAGGAGUCUCGAAUUUGGCGUUUGCACUUUCGCAUCACUCGCUACUUUGUGCUGCAUCUGCUCUCGUUCCUCACCUUAAUUGUCUCGCACAGUUGUCGUCUCUAUCUGGGCAGGAUUAACAACCAUCAGCUGCACAUCGAUCGAUUGCAGUUGGUGCACUUAAUGCUGUUGCUCUCCCUACUCAUCACACUCUUGGCUGCAGCUUGUGAGUUGCAACAGCAACGCAGACAUUUCCAUUGCAAUUAUCUGCGCCUCGAGGAUCGCAUUGAGUACUUUCAGCUAAAGUCGUGGGGACUGCUAAAGCACCAAACGCUGCCCAUGCCCUUCGGCCUGCCUCUGGUGCGCUCCUUUGCCAGGCCACAGCACAAAAGGGACAUCAUCACCAUCAAACUGCCCGCCCCCAAGUUGCGUCAAAGUGCUUUGCCUCUGGUCAGCAUUGGUCUGGGCCAUCAUCGAGUCCAAUUGCCGUUGCCCCCGUUGCUGUCGAUGCUCAAACAAUUGGGUUUCAUACUGUUGCUGCCACUCUACGUUCAGCUCCUCAACUCGCAACUCAGGGUGACCUUCUACAAUCCCCUCACCUCGGGCUAUUCAAAUGCUAAUGUGACCGGUACAAUUAGCCAGGUAUUUCGCUUUUACGUCUAUGAUGAAUUGGAAUGA